UUUUUUUACUCUCUCAUAUAUAUACUCAACAAACUAUAAGCUCUUAAUUAUUUUUCUUCUAAAUUUUACACUAAACUAUAUAAUCACCUCUUUUUCUUUCUCUUUACCUCUAAAAAUCCAGUUUAAGCAUUAAUUUAACAAUUAUGUCCUCAGAAAACCUAAGAAUCAUAGUGGAAAAGAACCCAUCAGAAUCAAAACUCAGUGAAUUAAACAUCAAGUGCUGGCCAAAAUGGGGUUGCUCAGCAGGAAGAUAUCAGCUAAAGUUUGAUGCAGAAGAGACAUGUUAUUUGCUGAAAGGGAAGGUUAAAGCAUACCCGAAAGGCUCGUCGGAGUUUGUAGAGUUCGGCGCCGGAGAUCUCGUCGUCAUACCUAAAGGACUGAGCUGCACAUGGGAUGUAUCCGUCGCCGUUGAUAAAUACUACAAGUUUGAGUCAACUUCUUCUUCACCAUCUUCUUCUUCUUCUUCAUAGUAUAAGUAUAAGUAUAGUGAUGUUUUAUUAUUAUAUUAUAUUAUACAUAAAUAUACAUCAAAAUCAAUCUUGUUUGAUCGAACUAUUCUUUGGAAACUUGAUGGAAGUAGGUUAAAUUUUUUUUCUUUCUUUAAUUGUAUUUUAGGGUUCCAUUGUUAAGUUUUUAGUUUUUGUUUUUUUAAAGUUAAGAAUUGAAGGAUGAAAGUGAUUUCGUCAAAGAUAGGAAAACAAUUAGUCAAUUAAAUGUCAUAUUCAAACUUAUUAUAUUAAUACUUUUUAAGUCUUAAA
Molecule: messenger RNA, 758 nt
Organism: Mercurialis annua (annual mercury)
Lineage: Eukaryota; Viridiplantae; Streptophyta; Magnoliopsida; Malpighiales; Euphorbiaceae
Exons: 2
Coding region: 144-470 (108 amino acids)
Source: RefSeq, a predicted model, not a curated record